CCCAUUCACUCAAUCAUCUUGUCCAUUCUCUACACUCGUCACCAUGUCUGGAAAGUUCGAGCCAAAGACCCCCGUGAACUUGGAUCCCCCCAAGGACGACCCUAUCUCUCCGGAGGAGCUUGCUGCAGCUGACGGUAGAGAUGGAGGCAAGUGCUACGUGGCCAUCAAGGGCAAGGUCUACGAUGUCACGGGCAACAAGGCCUACCAACCAGGAGGAUCAUACAACGUCUUUGCUGGCAAGGACGCCUCGAGGGCGCUGGGAAAGACCUCGACCAAGCCCGAGGACGCGCGGGCAGACUGGCAGGAUCUGGAUGAUAAGGAAAAGGGCGUCCUCAACGACUGGGUCACGUUCUUCUCCAAGCGGUACAACGUCGUCGGCGUCGUGGAGGGUGCCACAAACAUGGAUUGACUAGCCGAGUUGCCUCCGAGCGUCCAAGUCAAGCUGUAGAUUUUCCCAAACUUGAGCCCGACCCCCCUUCCUUUUGGUGCCUCGUGUGCAGUGCAGUCACCUAGCUCGUCUGAUUUAUUUCUCCGCUGCUGUGAGCCUUGUGGAGUGUGAGGCCACCUGGAGCAUAUUCGAUCUCGUUGUUGCUCGCCGUGUGGUGGCCAGGGGAUAUAUGAGCUGACGGAAAGUUACAAUGCUUGUUUUAGUAUGGAUCUAUCAACUUGUACUAUUGCUUUUUUA
Messenger RNA from Fusarium vanettenii 77-13-4, 685 nucleotides. RefSeq lists its product as uncharacterized. Bases 44 to 409 code for a protein of 121 amino acids. Gene Ontology annotation, cellular component: endomembrane system; membrane. The transcript has 4 exons. NCBI's taxonomy places the organism in Eukaryota, Fungi, Ascomycota, Sordariomycetes, Hypocreales, Nectriaceae. The record is from RefSeq and is a predicted model, not a curated record.